Homalodisca vitripennis (glassy-winged sharpshooter) is the source of this 5445-nucleotide messenger RNA. It is a transcript of the gene Snx16, whose product is annotated as sorting nexin-16. Gene Ontology annotation, molecular function: phosphatidylinositol binding. Gene Ontology annotation, cellular component: late endosome; early endosome; extrinsic component of endosome membrane. The transcript has 7 exons. The record is from RefSeq and is a predicted model, not a curated record. The coding region runs from base 155 to 994 and encodes 279 amino acids. Lineage: Eukaryota; Metazoa; Arthropoda; Insecta; Hemiptera; Cicadellidae. Gene Ontology annotation, biological process: protein targeting to lysosome; endosome to lysosome transport; early endosome to late endosome transport.
AAUGUUGCGAUGUAAUAAUAGAUCAGCUGUGCCUGCCUAGGGUAAAGUGAUUACACGUCAAAACAAACAAGAGUCAAGUGUUAGGGAAUAUGAGUGUUAUCAAUGUUAUAUUUUGAAAACAAAGCGGGUGAUUUUAGUUUGAGUUCUGAGGAAAAUGAUCAGCAGUGAAGAAAAUGAAAAUCCUGGACAAACAGCAUGCUGUCCACCUCCUUCUCAAUCUUCAAGCGAUGAGGGGCUGCAUACUCCCACAAAACCUGUAAAUCUUAACAUAGAUGACGCAGAGUGUUCAUUGUUAUCGAAUUUCGAAAGACUCAAGAGAUGUGCUUCCACACCAGUGCUACCUUACACUUCCACUCCACUUGGUUUCCAGUCAGUUGUUACUUCUGACACUACUGUGCAGAUCCCUAUUGUUGGGUAUGAGGUGAUGGAGGAGAGAGCUCGCUUUACUGUUUACAAAAUAAAAAUUGAAAACAAAGCCAUGGGAGAAGCUUGGUACAUUUUCCGAAGAUACACAGACUUUGUUAGAUUACAUUCAAAAUUAAAAUGUGAAUUCCCAAAAAAAGUACUGACGUUGCCUCGAAAGCGAUGGUUUGGUAACAACUUCAGUCAGUCAUUCAUUGAGGAACGUCUACAUGGGUUGCAGAAGUUCAUUGAUACAGUGACAAGUGAUAAAGAGCUUCUAGCAUCUCAGAAUAUUCGAGAUUUCUUCUGUCUUGAUGAACCACCUUCAUUCUCAGAAAUAGGCGAGGAGUCUCGGGCCAUCUUUGAGGCACUGGAGGAGACCAUCUACCAGUUGAGAAGACAGCUGAGACUGAAGGAAACAGAGAUCAUGAACAUGAGGAUGUCUGUCACAGGAGCCCAGGAGAAGGCUGUUACCAUCUCUCAAACACUUAAGGAAGUUGCUUGCUGUGAUAACUGUAAAGACAAGGUGCAAAAUAUAAGUGAGGACCUCCAGAGAGUAUUGUGCUUACAAUUUUCGAAUCUAUGUUCUUGAUCGAAUGCCCAACACAUUUGUUACCAGUUUUUGUGCAUCAGUUGGAAUAUUCUGCUUUAGUCAUGCAAAGUGUAGCAGUGUGAUAACAAUACACGUUGAAUACAAUAUUUUUAUAACAUAAAUAUAACUUUUUAUAUUUUUUUAUGAAACAGUUGCAGAUACUGUCUUGAUUUUUUUUAAUCGAAUAAGACUGUUUAUAUAUUUGUGGAUAAUAUGAAGUCAUAUUUUCAUCACUUUGUAGCAUUGUUAUAUAGUUAUUUCUGAAGGCACUCUUUAUCAUGUAUUUUUAGUUACCAAUCAAAAGGACUAAUAUUGUGGUCAUUUACUGGUUUCUGUUGUCCACUGUAUUAAUGUUUUAUAUUAAUAAAGCAAAGAAUGUUAUAUUAUUAAAUUGUUGUGUAAUGCAGAUUGAAUAAAUUGAUUAAAUUUUAACUACUUAACUUAAAAACCUAAAAAAUUUAAGUAGGACUUUUCUAGUGUGACAUCACUAUAUUUGUGUAUAGCCUAUAUUGUGUAAAACUUCAUAAAAUUUUGUUUAAAAAUGAAAUAAGUAUAGAUUAAAUAUUUUUAAAUGCUGUAACAAGUAGUACCUGUAAUUUAUUUACUGACUGACAUAUAGUAUUACUUGUGAGCAUAACAUGGUAAGAGUCAGUUCACAUUCCUCUAAUUUUUCCAUUUUCAUUCUGAUACUUUUCAACAUACACAUCUUAUUUAUUGUUAAUUUAUAAUUGUACCAUUUAUUCUUUAAUGUUUAACAGCGCAGUUCUAUUAUAACUUCAAGUUCCUUUAAUUAUUUAUCCUUCUGUACAUUUCUUGUCCAUUUUGUUGUCAUUUAUAUGUAAUUAAUGAUAAAUGCAAUAAUAUUGUUAGCCUUGCACUGAUGAUAUUCUUAUAGAUAAUUAACUUUUGUUAACUUCUCUUAUUUUGUAAAUUAAACAUAAUAUUUGUAGUUAUAUUGCAGAUUUAAAUAGAAAGGAGGUUGUGUUUUUGUACACCAUAGAAGUUGUGCAUAUAAAACUUAAUAUUUUAUAGCUUACCAGCUUAUUUAUUAUACUGUGUUUGUGUAAUUUGUAAUUAAGUUUUAUAUUUUUAAAUAUACUUGUACAUUUUCUAUUUACCUGGUGAGUUGGCCCAUGUCGGGUUGUUGAUUGAGGACCAGUUUGGAUCCUCCGUUGAGUACUCAGGUACUUUUCCUUGCAUGAUUCCUUGUAAUUAGCUGUGUAAAGAUAAACUAUUCUUUAUUUGCAGGGUUUUAAAGAAUGUGUAGCUCUAAAUUUGAAAUAAUAUGAAUCAAUAAACAUUUAUUGCUAAUAUCUGAUUAAUCAGUCAUUGUAUCACUGAAAAUCUCCAACUUCUGGUUUAUUGGAUCAUCAUUAUUUACUCUUUUCUAUAAUUAUUGAAAAUUAAUGAAAUUUGAUAAUAUUUCUCUCAAGAUAUUUUUUGUUAUGGAUUUUUAUUCAGAUUUUACUUAAUACUUCUUCUUUUGGAAUUCUGUUUUUAUCAGCCAAUCACACUAUAACUCCUUAAAUUCUUUCCAUGUCAGGCUGUUGUUUAUUUGUUUAAGGUAUUAUUUAUCACCUUCUUAUCUACUUAAUGAAUUAGAACUUUAGUCCAUAAGAAGUAUAGUAAUACUUUAUACUGUACAUAAUUAAUCAAAUCGUUAUUUAGAUGUUUUGUUAUCACUUUAGAUGUACACGUUCUUGUUAAUUAAAUUGAAUUAUUUUAUUAUUAAUGAAUUCAUAUCAAAUUAGUUAUAGUAUUUAGUUGCUGCUUUAAUAUGUUUAGUUUUAAACUUAUCUAUGUUGAAACGUACAGCUCCGAACGCUACUAUUUAAUAUACUGACAGAAAAACAAAUUAAUUUUAAAAUGAAAUAAUUAUGUUAGCAAUCUGUCGAGGAAUAUGUAUACGUUAAUAUUUUAAAAUAAAAACAUUUAUAUGAUAUUUGUUGAUUUACAGUCUUUAUUGAAUCAAUUUGUUACUUUUUUAUGAGAUUUAAGGGAUGUAUACUAUUUGAAUAAGUUAAACUUUCAAGAAUUGAUCAGUUAAAAAAAUGAAUAUGUUGCCAAUUAAGGGAUCACUUUAAACCAUAGACAAUUAACACAGUAAACAAUAAUAAUAAAUCAUUCUACACAUACUUUAUCUUAUUUUUCUGAUACGAAAGUUUGUAUCUUAUAAAAAAAGAAUAAAGUAUAGUGACAGGUUAAUGAACCUUUCAAAUAUAUGCCAACUUUAGACUAAAUUCAACUUUAGACCCAAACCAUUUUUCUUUGGUCUGUGCUGUCAGAAUAGGAUAUAAUUCAGGAAAUUUGAUUAAAAUGUAAAGAAUUUUGUAAUGACCACAUUUCUUUUUACUUAUAAUUGAUAACAUCUUGUCUCUACAUUAAAAAUAUAUGCGACUUGGUAUGUGAUUACAUUUUUGUUUCUGUAUUACCUCACAUGAAAUAUUCGUCAAAAAAUUAAGAGUUGUGAUUGAAUGUAAUUUUUUUAAAGUGUGGUAUUUAUAAAAAUACUCAAAGUUUAAUUAUACUUAGAGAAUAUUUCAUUUGCAUGCUUGUGCAAUAUGUUAUAUGAAACCUCUCAGGAGUAAAUUUCCUAGGAAUAAAAGUAAGAACCCUCAUAUGAACAUGGGUUCUCAAAUACCUUCAUUUUCAACUGCUAAUCUACAAAGUAAUCUGUAAAAAUAUUUUUUUACUCUAGAGUUGGCUUUCAUUUUAGCCAUAAAUGGCACAGCUUUUUUAACCCCUUAUGCAGUUAAAAAAAUGAACUGCAAAAUCAGUUAAUACACAAACAUAGUGUUACAUAUCAUUUUAUUCAAAAUAGAAUGGGCUAAAGAAAGAAAAAUGUGGUUUAACUUUAAACUUAUGGAUGAUGGUCCUAAGUUAAAACUUAUUUUGUAAAUAAAUUUUUAUUUUUUUAUGAAAUGUUUGAUCUAAAAAUUCGUUUUUUAUGUUCUACAGCUCAUAGAAAUGUAUAAACACCUUCAAUUUAAAAAUCCAAAAUAUCUGGAUAGGUAUGCUGAUCAAGAAAAUGUCUAUUUAUAAUACAGAACGAAAACAAUGUAAAAUAAAACAAAUCAGAAUCUUGCUGACUCAAACAGCAACAUUUGUAAAGAUUGCAUGUCGCAUCAGAAAUCUUUAGUUUUUAGUGGCCAGUAAAAUAUUAUGGAGUGUUAUAUGUAUAAAAGUGGGUACAUUAAAAGAAAGCUCAGAAUCUGCCAAAAAUAUGAUGUAACUUAUAGUACGAUUUUAAUAAAGAAUGUUCGAAAGAUGAUGCAAUUAGCAGGUGAUGUAUAAUGCGUCAUAAGUUACUAUUCUGCCAGUUCACGGUGGAAAAAUGCAUUGUAAAUUACGACUUUGCCAGUCCCAGGGUUAAUUAUAGCGACUAAAAUAACACAAGACUAUAUAAAACUUGAUAUCUGGGAAGGCUAAUAAAGAUAUGUAUCCCUAUCACAUCUGGAAUACUUUUUAAAAAUUGGUUCUGGAAAACCAUUCAUUUUAAUUCUAUUAAAAAAGUUAUAACUAUUAAGACAAUUCAUUAUGCAAAUAAAAAAUGUGUUUUAAAAUUUUUACUGUUGAACUGUAUGUAGAAAUUGAGCUUUUAGAUGAAAACUCCUUCUUGGUAAAGUGCUGAUAAACUACUUAAUAAAAUUAUUAUUUUGGGUUGUCUUUCAAUGCUUUUUACUCUGAAAGACAUCUACAAUGUUUGUAGAUCUGUAUAGUAAGUCAAAUUUGCCUCCAGAAUAUUAUAUAUAUUACAUAAAUCUCCUAUGGUAUUCUUGUAGAAGUAUGAUACAUGAGUUUAGAAAUAACCUGUGAUGGUUUCUAAGCUAGCGGAUGUAACACAAAUCAACCAACCGAUUCCUUAUAUGAAAGAAAUAAUUAUUGGAAAAUCACUGUGUUUGUAUUUUGGCCAUAUUUUAUAAAUUGAUCAUGAUAAUUAAAAAAAUAAAAUUUGUUAUUUAGAUAUCACAUAGUAUAACCUUUCAUUGUUAUCGUAAAAUGUGAUCUCAUGUUUAUUUACCUUAUUUUUAUAAUACGAAUAUACACUAUAUUUUUGUAUACGUGAUUUGCAGAUGUUUUGUGUUCUGUUAACUUGAAUUUCGUUUGCCAUUUAUUGUUAUUGGAGAUUUGGAGGUCCAAUUAAAAAUUUAUAUUACGAUACGAAGUACAAUCUACCCUAGCACUGCUAGACAAACAAUUGACAUUCAGUUGUUGGACAACCCAGUUGUUUCAAGCUGGCGGAAUUGCUAUGUAAUAUACUCCAGUAGCACAACUUAGGAUAUAUAAUGUUGAUUAUGUAUUAUAACUAGUAUUUGUAUAUGGUUUUUACUGAGGAAUGUUUUUAAACAAUAUAAAAACCUUUACUAAAUUAAAUUCCUUGUUGUUGCUUAUAACAGUUGUAUGUGCAAUAUUGUAUUGUUUGAAUUUGAAAAAUAAAGUGAUUUUCCAAG